GCGGGACCGGGGGCGCAGGGCCGCGGGUGUCCCCGGGAAGCAGAGCGGGUCGCGCAGGACGCGCUUCCCGCCGCCGCCGCCUCCUGGGACGGGGAGGCGGAGCCCCCGAGCCCCCGCCCGUCGCCCAUGGCCGCCGCCGUAGCCGCAGCGCGCCGCGGCCUGGCCGCCCUUGUGCUGGGCCGGCGCCCGCCGCUGCCGCCCUGCCUGCGCCCGCCGCCCGCCCGCAGCCUCCCGGCCGCCGCCGCCUCGGCGCUUGGGGCGCCGCCGUGGGCUCCCGCUCCGCUGCGCGCUGCCCGCCGCUGCUACAGCCAGAUCACAGAUGCGCCGUCCCAGGAAGGUCACCUCUCGGAGCAGGAUCCGCAGGCAGCCAAGGAAGACAGUGACAAUGUCUUUCUCAUCAGGGCGCAAGGAUUCCCCUACUCCUGCACCGAGGAAGAUGUGAUUACCUUCUUUGAUAGCUGUAGAAUUCGAAACGGUGAGAACGGGAUCCACUUCCUCUUAAACAGGGAUGGGAGGCGCAGGGGCGACGCCUUGAUUGAGAUGGAGUCCAAAGCAGAUGUCCAGAGAGCCUUGGAGAAGAACCUCAGGUACAUGGGCCCACGCUACGUGAAAGUCUUUGAGGUCCAUGACAGCGAUGUGGAGGGCUUGCUGCGGAGCCUGCGCGAUGAGUCCCAAGCCAUAAAUGAUGGAGUUGUGCUGCUCAGAGGCCUUCCCUUCAGCUCCACUGAGGAGGACAUAGCAGAUUUCUUUGCAGGUUUAAAAAUAACUGACAUAGUUUUCAUUUACCGGGGAGAAAGAAGAACAGGAGAAGCUUUUGUGCAGUUUGCAGCUCCUGACAUGGCAGCUAAAGCCCUGCUACGACACAAGGAAUAUAUGGGGAGUAGGUACAUCGAGGUGUAUGUGAGCAGGAAGCACAGCAUGCAGAAGCACAGCAUGCAGAAGCACAUGGGCUAUGACAGGGUGAGGAGGGAGUACGAGCCUGCGUUUGAGGAGCGGGGGCUGAGCCACGAGGGAGAUGCUGAAAGAGAGAGCAAACUGGGCAGGCAAGGAGCAGAGAGCUCCAGGCACGCUGUAGCAUCUGGCAGUGUCUCAUCAACGCUGCACUUUGUCCACGUGAGAGGGUUUCCCACCCAAACCAGUGCCCAAGACAUCAUAAACUUUUUUGCCCCACUGAAGCCCACCAGGAUCAUGGUGGAAUAUAACUCCAAUGGAGAAGCCACAGGAGAAGCAGAGGUGCAUUUUGAGAGCCAUGAGGAUGCGGUUGCGGCCAUGGCCAAGGAGGGGUCGCAGCUAGAGUGCGGUGCUGUGAAGCUGUUCCUGAACCAACAUCCAAAGGCAGAGGAAAGCUGCCAGUAACAAGGGCCCAGCUUGGAUUUGGAGCAGCAGAACUGACCUCCCCACCCCUCCCAGCCCAUGUGUGUGGGGCAGCCCCCAUGCCAAUGUCUCACCUGUUGGGUCAGAUCGUCCAGUCCUGCGAAUUCCGCUGUUGGCAGUGCCUUGGAGGGCAGCAGUGGUGCCUGAGGAGGAGGAGGGCAGCAAGGAGCUGCAGCCAGGUGGUGAUUCCAACACCACCACCGCCAUCUAGAAAGGUUGGAGCAGAAGCACUUUGGGCUGCUUUCCUGCCUGGCAGUCUGAGGUUUGUGUCUCUUCC
This is a messenger RNA of Pogoniulus pusillus (Red-fronted tinkerbird), 1651 nucleotides long. It is a transcript of the gene GRSF1, whose product is annotated as G-rich RNA sequence binding factor 1. The record is from RefSeq and is a predicted model, not a curated record. The transcript has 10 exons. Lineage: Eukaryota; Metazoa; Chordata; Aves; Piciformes; Lybiidae. The coding region runs from base 127 to 1356 and encodes 409 amino acids. Gene Ontology annotation, cellular component: ribonucleoprotein complex. Gene Ontology annotation, molecular function: RNA binding.